Molecule: messenger RNA, 633 nt
Organism: Fusarium oxysporum Fo47
Lineage: Eukaryota; Fungi; Ascomycota; Sordariomycetes; Hypocreales; Nectriaceae
Exons: 2
Coding region: 98-382 (94 amino acids)
Source: RefSeq, a predicted model, not a curated record
AUCCAUCGCAUCCUCAAAGGCCCAAGCCUCCAAGAAAUCGUACCAAGCCCCCCAGUUCAGUUUUUAUUAAAAUAAAAACCACUUCACAACAAUCAAAAUGAAGACCACUGCUCUUCUCUCCGCCCUCACUCUUGCUGUUGUUGCCAUUGCCGCUCCUGCUGAGAUUGAGGCUCGCGGCGGCAGCGGCGGUGGCAGUAGCGGUGGUACCUGCAAUAGCGACAAUCAUCAGCAGGUAUGCUGCAAUGGCGGCGGCCUUCUGGGCCUGGCCUGUACUGUUGGAAUCCUUUCAACCGGCUGCAACCAAGGCACCUACUGCUGCGACACUGGAACGGCUAUUGGCGGUCUUAUCAACAUCAAUGCCCUCAACUGUGUUAAACUUUAGGAGAAUUGUGAAUCCACGAUUGGGAGCUUAUGGAUUCGGGGGAGGGAUGCAAGCAGUUUGGGAAUUGGGAAAUUGGCUUAAGGGGUAUUGAAGUCUUUAAAUAUUGUCUAUGGGCCUUCCGAAUUCUUGGAAGCCAGCCUCUCCUUUGAUGGAAUAUUUUAUAAGGUAUUAAGUUGGAUCUUCAGUUUGGUAACAGACACUCUUUAUAUAGGCCUGGUUGAUUAAGGUUAAAUUGAUAAGCUUGGAGGAAA